Molecule: messenger RNA, 1290 nt
Organism: Durio zibethinus
Lineage: Eukaryota; Viridiplantae; Streptophyta; Magnoliopsida; Malvales; Malvaceae
Product: GDT1-like protein 4
Biological process (GO): manganese ion transmembrane transport; Golgi calcium ion homeostasis; calcium ion transmembrane transport
Cellular component (GO): Golgi apparatus
Molecular function (GO): calcium ion transmembrane transporter activity; manganese ion transmembrane transporter activity
Source: RefSeq, a predicted model, not a curated record
CCAGGAAGUGAACAACACGCGCCAAAAAACGAACACUCUUUUAACUUUAUACGGCACUUUUUUCUCUUUAAUUUUAUUUAUUAUUAGAGCUUUGUAUUUGUGAUUGUAUAGUCGUCUCUCUCCUCUGGGGCGUAGUCCGGGUCACAAACUCGAACAACUCAGAGCUCGAACUCAUUCGGAGAGAGGAGAGAGAGUCAAUCUUCAAACACAAAAAAGUGUAUAUUCUGCGAAAAUUUGGGGUUUCUCUCUCAGAUCUUUCUGCAAACUGCAAUCAUGAGCUCAGUUGUGCAAGGCUUUUCGAAGUCUCUAGCCAUGACCGUGCUAUCUGAGAUUGGCGACAAGACGUUCUUCGCUGCCGCCAUCUUGGCGAUGCGUCAUCCACGGAGACUUGUCUUGUCUGGAUGCCUGGCAUCUUUAAUUGUGAUGACCAUUCUUUCUGCUGUUGUUGGCUGGGCUGCUCCAAAUCUUAUCUCUAGGAAAUGGACGCAUCACAUAACGACAGUGUUGUUCUUUGGAUUUGGUCUGUGGUCUUUAUGGGAUGGAUUUAUGGAGAAUGGGGAGGCUGAAGAAUUGGCUGAGGUUGAAGCAAAACUAGAUGCUGACUGGAAUGCUAACACAGGAACGGCCGAGGAGAGCAGUAAGACUGAUGAUGAAUUGAAAAAGAAGAGGCGGCCAUUUCUUGCACAAUUCUUCUCUCCCAUUCUUCUGAAGGCAUUUUCCAUCACAUUUUUUGGUGAAUGGGGCGAUAAGAGCCAGCUUGCUACCAUUGGUUUGGCUGCAGAUGAGAACCCAUUUGGUGUGGUUCUGGGUGGCAUUGUAGGACAAGCAUUGUGCACCACUGCUGCUGUCCUUGGAGGAAAGAGCUUGGCAUCUCAGAUAUCUGAGAAACUUGUUGCGCUAUUGGGUGGAGUUCUUUUCAUUGUUUUUGGAAUUCAAUCCUUCCUCACAGUAGAGUCUUGAUGACUUACUAAUGGUAUCGCAAACUUACAUGUUGACCUUCAGAACUCCCAUUUUCCAAGUCAUGGACAUGGAGUAUGAUUAUGCGUGAUCUCAUUGGAAGUGAACUUUUAUGAGGAGUUAAAAUAUAUUCAAAGAACGAAAGCUUUGUGAUGUUGGUAUCACCUUGGCAAUGCCAAUGUCCUAUGUUUUAUUUUGACUUUCGUAAGUGUUUUCUUUUUCAUUAUUUUUUAUUUUUACAAUAUUUGGACGUGCAAACUAACGAUGAAAAGGUAACAAUGAAACGAAAAGUAAUUUAGUUAUUUAUCACCAACCAUGUGGACCUUCAUGCCA